This is a messenger RNA of Scomber scombrus (Atlantic mackerel), 2757 nucleotides long. RefSeq names its product upstream transcription factor 2, c-fos interacting (gene usf2). The coding region runs from base 383 to 1366 and encodes 327 amino acids. Gene Ontology annotation, molecular function: RNA polymerase II cis-regulatory region sequence-specific DNA binding; protein dimerization activity; DNA-binding transcription factor activity, RNA polymerase II-specific. The record is from RefSeq and is a predicted model, not a curated record. Lineage: Eukaryota; Metazoa; Chordata; Actinopteri; Scombriformes; Scombridae. The transcript is spliced from 11 exons. Gene Ontology annotation, biological process: regulation of transcription by RNA polymerase II.
UGUGUCGCAGAGCACCAAAAAAAAAGGACACCGAAAAUACGACCUCCAACCAUCUAUUUAGGAAAAGACAUCUUCUAUCAGUGCAUCCAGCAGUUCACCUAAAAGACUUUAACAAUCUGAACCCCCGGCAGCCAGAGCACCGCCGUCCUCGUUGCUGCGUAAACGCCAGGACUGUUUUUUUUUUUCUUUUUUUACGCACAGACGCAGACGGCGCCGUCCUGUUCCACAACGGCCUCCAUUUUAGCUUCUUGCCCGGUCGGUGCCUCACGUGUCCUGGACUGUCUUUCUCACAUGACCCGUGUGUUUGUCCCCGUGAUCAGCGCUUCCAUCUCCGUAAAUCAGUGUCGUUGAAUAUCGGCGUUUUACACCCGCAAAAAGCUUCAUGGAUAUGCUGGAGCAGAGUCUGGACAGCUCGGCGAGUCACGACAAACAGGAAACAGAGGAGGUGGUGCAGUUACAGGAAGGAGAAACGGUGGGGACGGAGGAGCAGACCGCAGUGACCAUCACAGGUGUCCCACAGGCUGCGUUCACUGACCACAAUGUCCAGUACCAGUUCCGUACAGAGAACAGUGGAGGACAGGUGACCUAUCGUGUGGUUCAGGUGACAGACGAUCAAAUAGAAGCAACAGCUGACGGGACUGGAGCAGUCAGUGUCGUCUCGGCUGCAGCGUUUGCUGGAGCCCCUCAGGCGGUGGCACAGGCUGUUAUCCAGAACCCUUUCAGUAACGGGGGCAGUCCUGUCGCUGAGACCGUGGGAGGAGAGACGCGUUUUGCUUAUUUUCCUGCCGCUACCGUCAGUGAUGGAACAGCCACGGCCGUGUCGGUGCAGGCCACCACCGACCAAGCAAUCACACAGGCAGGAGGUCAGUUUUACGUGAUGAUGAGCCCCCAGGAGGUGCUGCAGACGGCGACCCCCCGUACCAUCGCACCACGCACACACACCUACACAGCAGACCUCGGUGAAAGCGAGAUGUUGCAGCAUGGCGGUACAAACUGGAAGGUGGACGGUCCACGAGCACCCAGGGAUGAGAGGCGAAGAGCACAGCACAAUGAAGUGGAAAGAAGAAGAAGAGACAAGAUCAACAACUGGAUUGUCACGCUUUCAAAAAUCAUCCCUGACUGCAGCAUAGAUAGUAGAACUGGAGCGAGUAAAGGAGGCAUCCUGUCCAAAGCCUGUGACUACAUCAGAGAGCUGCGUCAGAACAACCAGCGACUGCAAGAGAGUUACAAAGAGGUGGAGCGAGUCGAAAUGGACAACGAACUGCUCAGACAACAGAUUGAGGAGCUAAAGAACGACAAUGCACUGCUUCGAGCACAGCUACAGCAACACGGCGUAGAAGUCAAUGGAGAUGCGACACCACAGUGAUUGUGAACUGGACAUAUGUAAUGUCAGAAACGCAUCCUCCCACUCACCUGAACAAUACCAGGAAAAAGGAAAAACAAUGAAAAAUGACUUCCAUCUGAAAUUGGACCACAUAAAAAAACACACACGAGCUUGAAAGGAACACUGAAGGACUGCAAACUGACAACGCCUCCACCACCUCCAGCUUUUCGAAGGCUGAACGCUCUGAAAUCCGUUAACUGUGUAGCUAACUGAACCUCUCACCUCUCCUUAAAGGAAAACACCACCAUCACCACCACUCUUGCACCAAACUUUCUUUUUACUUUAAAUUAUGAACCUGCCACAGAAUAUUUACUUUUAAUGAUUUCACCUUUUUAUCUUACUGCAAACUCUUUUGUUUUUGUUGAUAUGCUGUGUUUGGAACUACUAAAUGUGACAUGAAUGAUAGCUCCCUUUUUUUUUUCUUUGUCCUUUUUAAUUUAUUAGUCUUUAAGGAAUGUGUAUACAGAAAGGAAAAAACAACAGCUGAUAUUCACGUUUACUCUCCCUCCCCAGCAACAAACAAAAUAAUGGGAAAAUGGGUAUUUUCAUAUUCAUCACUGUUACUAAGACUAGUUUCACUGUCAGUGGAUCACGUGUAUAUAAUGUAUAGUUGAUCUGUAUGCAGUUUUAGGUAACUUUUUCAAUUUCUGCCUCUUAACACUGACACUCCAAGCACCAGGCAGAGCUCACAAACCUGAUAAAUGUAGUGAAAUGUCAAUAAAUUAAAAGAACUAUGAUACUUUUAAGGCAGUCAACGUGUAAGAAGCUUUGACAGCACAGGCAAAGGGGAUUUAUUUUUAGUGGAAGGCCUUAAUAGAAGCCUGUUGGAGAAUAUAGGUGUUACCAUAGCUCAGGUAAUCGGGAUAGUGCACUGGCAAGUGGUUCCCAGACUCAAUGAAGUCUUUAUGUGUAGAAUUUAGAUCUCUUUUAUGUCCCCAUUAGGUGCAAUGUACAGAUAAAUGAGAAUUAUUGAGAUGAUUUUUGACAUGUAAAUCAUUUUUAUUGGGCAUUAAAUCAGAGUUUGUUUGUAUAUCUGCUUAAUAGGUCACUGGUGUACUGCACUGAAAUAGUGGUGUAGUCAUGUAAGGUCUUUGUUUGAGACCGGCCUCUCUUUGGCCCACCAGUCCUGCUGCAUUUUAGUGGAGACCUGAAGUGGCUUUUUCCCCCCCAGUUCUUAAAACAUUUUGGGAACCAUUGCUGCUGACACAAAACAAUAAAACAGCCAUGGUCAUGAAUGUGCUGAGGGUUGUUUGGAUGCAAGUGAUGAUAGUUGUAACUAACCAGCUUUUGUCUACACUGAGAGUCACCACAGCAUGGAAUUAUAACCACUGGCAUGACUAAUUCUGAUACUACAAUAAAACAGAAGUGUUUAU